CAAAAGCUGCCUUUGAAAUGUAUAUCAACUAGACAUCCUUAUCAAAAGUCAUGGCAGAGAAAAGGCUACCUGAUUUUGUUGAUCCUGGUCGCCCUGCAUUUCCACAAAAACUCUUAAAAAUAGACAGUUCUGAAAUUUCAAAUGCAACACAGUCCGUUUUAUCAUGUGUAGAAAGUGAUUCCUGCAUCGGGAAAACGGGUAACAAUGAAAAGCAGGAAGAUAGUGACGACGGUGAUGAUGCUGAUCGUAGUCUUCUAUACUGUAUUCUGUUAUCGCGGUAUGAAGGUAUAAAUCUAAGCAGCACUGACUGGUAUGAGAAACUUACAAACAUCAGACAGACCUAUGAUAUGAAACACAGAUCAAGAGAGGAGGACAUCCGUGCCAUUCAAUCAAUGAAAAAAACAUCUCAUAGUGUACACAUCAUUGGAAACGUUGUAAACUGUUAUCUGUUUGACAUUUUUGAUGAAGAUGACCGUGUUCAUAAUUGCCUGACGUUCAACAAAGAUUAUGAAAAAUUCUGGAAGGUGACACCGACAGUUGUUUUGCGGAAAUGCGUUCCUUAUGUGUAUAACAUACUGGAAAACAUUAUGUUUAGCAGUGAGAUUUCUGAUAUUGUUUUGAAUGUUGGAAUGAACUUAGUUCUAUUAUCAGACAGUGAUUGGAAAUAUGACGAAAAAUUUCAGAAAUGUUUAAAGAUAUUGAAUCUUCCUCAUGCUGUGGUUUACAUGGUAAAAAACGAUGACGAGCAUGAUGAGUUCAGCAAUUUCAAAGAAUAUGUGGAUGAGAUUAUGAAACGUGAACAUAAAUCCUUAGAGUCAUUGAAUCUGAACAGUCUCCUUGGCUCCUACCUUAUUGGACGGCAGACAGGCAAAGAGAAAGGUAAUGAUUUCAGUUGAAAAUGAUAUGUCUAUCAUUCUCUGAAGGAUGAAGAUUCACAA
Messenger RNA from Saccostrea cuccullata (small rock oyster), 938 nucleotides. RefSeq lists its product as uncharacterized. The record is from RefSeq and is a predicted model, not a curated record. Lineage: Eukaryota; Metazoa; Mollusca; Bivalvia; Ostreida; Ostreidae. The transcript has 4 exons. The coding region runs from base 51 to 896 and encodes 281 amino acids.